AUGUCGGGCCCUCCGUCGCGCAUCCGCUCCAUCCUCAACCACCUGCUGCCCCAGUCCCCAAACCCUCCUCACAUCCAUCACCUAUCGCCAACCUUCUUCCUCGAGCGCGCCGCCGCCAUCGAGCCCAAUGCCCAUGCCGUCUUCCACAUCACCGCCAGCGGCGUCACCCUCCGCCGCUCUUAUCAGGACCUGGCCACCCGCGUCAUCGGCCUGGCCUACUACCUCAAGAACCAUGGCCUGACCCGUGUCGGCGUCCUGGCCCCCAACACGCCCGCCUUCCUCGAGUCCAUCUACGGCGUCGCUGCCGCCGGCGCCGUCAUCGUCCCGGCCAACUACAGGCUCAAGGAGCAUGACAUUGCCUACAUCUUUGACUUUGCCGAUGUCGACUGCAUCAUUGUCGACAACGAGUUCCUCGGCCUCCUCGCCGCUUACAGGACUCGCCAUCCCUCCGUGCCCGUCAUUGUCGACCUGGAUACCGACAGGACAGAAGGACCCGACUGCGGCCCUUUCAACCAAGCUGUCUUGGAGGGCUUGGCCUACGACAGCUCCCACGGCCGCCGGGGCUGGGCCGACCUUCACUCUCACGCAAGCAACGAGGACGACGUGCUCGCCAUCCCCUUCACCUCGGGCACCACCUCUCGCCCCAAAGGCGUCGAGUUCACUCACCGCGGCGCCUAUCUCGCCGCCCUGGGCAACGUGAUUGAAUCCGGCCUCAACACCGGCCGCUGCCGCUAUCUCUGGACGCUGCCCAUGUUCCACGCCAUGGGAUGGACCUUUCCCUGGUCCGUCGUCGCCGUCCGAGGCGUCCACUUCUGCCUCAGGAAGAUAGACUACCCUCUGAUCUGGAAGCUCCUGAAAGAAGAGGGCAUCACGCACUUCAACGCGGCCCCGACCGUCAACACGCUGCUGGUCGCGUGCAGCGAGGCCGAGAAGCUCUCUCGGCCUGUCCAAGUCACCGUCGCCGCCAGCCCGCCCAGCGCUCACCUCUUUGAGCAAAUGACAAGCCUGAACCUCAUACCUGUACACGUUUACGGCAUGACGGAGACAUACGGCCCCAUCACCAAAUGCUACCAACUCCCCGAAUGGGAGAAGCUGCCGCCCUCGGAAAAGUUCGCCAAGAUGGCGCGUCAGGGACACGGCUUCAUCAGCAGCCUGCCCAUCCGCGUAGUCAAGCCGGACCAGCCCGAGGGCGUCCUGACAGACGUGGCCAAGGACGGGCAGGAGAUUGGGGAGAUUGUCUUCUUCGGCAACAUCUGCGCCAAGGGCUACUUCAAGGACCCCGAAGCGACGCGCAAGCUCUUCGCCGGCGGCGGCCUUCACUCGGGCGACCUGGCCGUGUGGCACCCGGACGGCAGCGCGCAGAUUCUCGACCGCGCAAAGGACAUCAUCAUUUCGGGCGGCGAAAACAUCUCGUCAAUCGCCCUCGAGAGCCAGCUUGUCCAGCACCCGGACGUCCUCGAGGCCGGCGUCGUGGCCGUCCCGGACUCGCACUGGGGCGAGCGGCCCAAGGCUUUCGUCACGGUCAAGCAGGGCAAAGCGAUGACGGGGGCCGACGUCGUCGCUUGGGCCAAGCACCAGAGCAACAUUAGCAAGUUCAUGGUCCCGAGGGAGGUGGAGAUUGUGUCGGAGCUGCCCAAGACGAGCACAGGCAAGAUUAAGAAGAAUGAGCUACGCGAGUGGGCAAAGAACAAUGGCAAGGCGUAG
Molecule: messenger RNA, 1704 nt
Organism: Hirsutella rhossiliensis
Lineage: Eukaryota; Fungi; Ascomycota; Sordariomycetes; Hypocreales; Ophiocordycipitaceae
Product: AMP-binding enzyme domain-containing protein
Exons: 5
Coding region: 1-1704 (567 amino acids)
Source: RefSeq, a predicted model, not a curated record